AUGGACCGACGGGACUUGACUGGUCCUGGAAAUCUCUCCAGGAGAAAACCAACAGUGAUGGAGUCUGGGACUGACCGCAAGGCGCUGGAUCCACAGGGAUUGGUUGAGGCAGCGAGCGAUGGGACCGUCGGAGGACUCUUGAGUGGCAGCUAUUCUAUGCUCUAUGAAAUCGAGAUGAUGCGGGCGGAAGAAGAGGAGCUGGACCAAAUGAUCAAGGGCUGUCAUUCUAAAGCGGAUGAACUGCACCAGCGUGAACAUGAGUUGCAGGCGAGGAAGAAGAGUACACUUGGAAAGCGUGCUGCGGUUCUGAAGAUGAAAUUGGCCAAGGAUAAAGAGGAUAAGCAGAAGCAGAAGGAGGAGGAGGACGAGAAAUUGAACGCAGCGCUGGAGAGGCAGAAGCUGGCGUUGGCGGAGGUGGAGGAGAGGAAACGGAAGGCGGAGCGUCAGAUGGAGAGAGACCGUCUGUCCAAGGACUUGAUGGAGCGGACCGCCGGGAUCAGCAAGUUCGACAGCGCGGAGGGGCUCCUGACCAACAUGGAGAAUCUCCUCCACGUCCAUAACCUCUUCAUGAGGAGGGAGGAAAAGGCGAACGAGGAGGUCAAACAGCUGAGGGAAGCGCUGCCGGCGCUGGAGAGCGAACUGUCUUCUCUGCAGCUGCAGCACAUGAACCGGAUGUCCCAGCUCCAUAAGCAGAUGGAGGAGACGCUCUCCGAAGCGCUGCACUGGGAGAGGCAGUGGCACGAAAUCUUGGCAACGAAAGCGAAGAAAACCCUCGAGCUGGGACAGGUGAAGAUGGCGACCCUGAACCUUUGCGAGAUGGCGGGCGAAGACACGGCGGUACAUGUCAACGACACGGCGAGGCAGCUGGACACGGUCAAGAAGUUCAUCCUGGACCACAAGGCUUUCCUGGAAAAACAUCACGCUUUCUUACAGAUGGGGCAUGAACAGCAGGGAGAGAAAUCAAAGAAGAAGAAGAAGAAGAAGCCAACAGACUAA
Cyclopterus lumpus (lumpfish) is the source of this 996-nucleotide messenger RNA. Its product is annotated as coiled-coil domain-containing protein 42-like. The record is from RefSeq and is a predicted model, not a curated record. The transcript is spliced from 7 exons. Bases 1 to 996 code for a protein of 331 amino acids. NCBI's taxonomy places the organism in Eukaryota, Metazoa, Chordata, Actinopteri, Perciformes, Cyclopteridae.